AUGGGAAGCAGCACACCCCUAGAGGGAAAUCAUGUGACUCUAUCAUGCAAUGUUGAUGCUAAACCAGAACCAAAUGUAUCUUGGACCAGGAAUGGAUUUCCUAUAAAUACAAUUGAAAACGCCAGGAUAUCUAUUUCGGGUCAUCAAAAGACGCUGGCUAUAGCAAAUUUACGGAGAACAGACAGUGGAGAGUACCGAUGUGUGGCGAACAAUAGUGUCGGAAACUCUAAUUCUGUUGCUUCCAAAUUGGACGUUCUAUAUAUACCCGAGGUCAAUGGAUAUUCUCAGAGUGUCAAGGCGAAAGAAGGAAUGAAUGCGACUCUGUUUUGUAAUGCUACUGGAAAUCCAGUCCCAACGAUACGAUGGACCAAAGGUGGAUCAGUUAUCAUGGGAAAUUCCAAGAAUGAAUUGUCAGCAGACCAAAAGCACUUAACAGUAAUUAAUGUGAGUAGAAAUGACGGCGGAGAAUACCUAUGUGAGGCGGAAAACAGCCUUGGAAAUAAUACUUCAACUGGCAUUAGACUGGACGUGCAAUAUUUUUCUGGUCUUGAAGAAACUUAUUCACUGGGUACAUAUAAAGAUAACUGCGAGCCACUGUUCACGUUCACCUUUUUACAGUUUCGAGUGAAAAAUGUCACCAUGCUAACUCAAGACGAACGUGUCCGUUUGGUUGCUUGA
Stylophora pistillata is the source of this 678-nucleotide messenger RNA. RefSeq names its product hemicentin-1-like. The record is from RefSeq and is a predicted model, not a curated record. Lineage: Eukaryota; Metazoa; Cnidaria; Anthozoa; Scleractinia; Pocilloporidae.